Messenger RNA from Scutellospora calospora, 852 nucleotides. NCBI's taxonomy places the organism in Eukaryota, Fungi, Glomeromycota, Glomeromycetes, Diversisporales, Gigasporaceae. The record is from the annotation of a GenBank genome assembly.
AUGUUUUAUCAAUUAAUUUUAGUAUUAUUAUUUAUCAUAUUAAUUUAUAAGUUAUAUAAUUGUAUCGUAUUAUAUAAUUUUUAUAAAAAUCAAGGAAUCAAAUUUAUAAAAUCUUAUCCAGUGAUUGGUGCUGAAAUAGAAGUGACUAAAUUACUCUUAAAAAAUAAAAGUCAUGAUUAUAUAUGUCAAUCACAAAAUGAUUUAAUUGGAAUAUUUCGAGGUCUUUCAAUACAAUUAUAUGGAACAAAUAAAAAAACAUGUCAAAAAUUAAUUGAACAGAUUAGAAAAAAUAUAGAUCAUAAUAGUCCAGCUUUAUUUUCAUUUAGUAGAUUAGGUCCAAGCUCUAUCUCUUUUAGUGCAAGUUCUGAAUAUUGUUUCAAUCAACGUAAAACUAUAUUAAUUCAUGUGAUAAAUAAUAAUAUCGAAUAUUUAUCUCAAAUUGCUUAUCGGAACACACAAAAAUUGUUUAUAAAAAAUAAAUCAAAUCAAAUUAUUAAUAUUUCAGAACUUUUAACUGAAUGGACUCAAAAUACCAUUGGAGAAUUUAUAUGGGGUAAAGACAUCACGAACUAUAAAGUUAAUAUUUUUGGUUCUAAUUAUAAUUCAGAAGAGAUGUUGAUAAUGAAAUCAUUAAAUGAAACUUUUCAAGACUUGUAUAAACAUUCUAAAAAGAUUUGGAAUAGAAUCUAUUUCCCUCUAUUGAAAUGGCCUAUAACAACAGAUUCAUGCUGUCUUUUAUAUAAUAUCAAAAUCAUCCAUAAUAAGAUAGAACAAAUCAUGAGAUCUCAAUUAGCAAAUGAAACAAAAUCAAUAGCUAAGGGAAAAAAUAAAAGACAUGCAAUUGCAUAUAUU